AUGGACAGAAGCUGGAAGCUGCCUGGGAUCGUAAGGACUGGGAUUCUCCUGCUGGCUGCUUGUCGGAUCUGUACAACUGCCUGCCCGGCUCUAUGUAGCUGUGCAGGGACCACUGUAGAUUGUCACGGGCUCGGGCUGAGAGCCAUCCCCAAGAACAUCCCAAGGAACGCGGAGAGACUGGAGCUUAAUGGAAACAACAUCUCACGGAUCAGCAAAAGUGACUUCUUGGGACUCAGGCACAUUAGGGUUCUACAACUUAUGGAGAAUCACAUCAGUUCAAUUGAACGUGGUGCUUUUGACGACAUGAAGGAGUUGGAAAGAUUGCGGCUGAAUCGCAAUCAGCUACAGAUUCUGCCAGAAUUACUCUUUCAGAAGAACCCUACUCUCUACAGACUGGAUCUGAGUGAGAAUUUCAUCCAGGCUAUUCCCAGGAAGGCAUUCCGUGGAGCGACCGACAUCAAGAACUUGCAGCUGGAUAAAAAUCAAAUUACUUGCAUUGAGGAAGGCGCGUUCCGAGCCCUCAGGAGCCUGGAGGUUCUGACCCUGAAUAACAACAAUAUCAGCAGUAUCCCUGUCUCCAGCUUCAACCACAUGCCAAAGCUUCGCACCUUUCGCCUGCACUCCAACCACCUCUACUGCGACUGCCACCUCUCCUGGCUCUCCCAGUGGCUCCGUCAGCGCCCGCAGAUCGGGCUCUUCACGCAGUGCACCGCGCCGCCAGACCUCCGUGGGCUCAACGUGGCGGAAAUACAGAAGCACGAGUUUUCCUGUACAGGUUAUUCGGACAGCUCUCGGUCCCAGUCCUGUGGCUUGGCUUCUGGUUCAUGUCCUGCCGUGUGCACAUGCAGCAACAGCAUCGUCGACUGUCGGGGAAAGGGCUUGACCGCCAUUCCCGCCAAUCUCCCCGAGACCAUCACCGAAAUACGACUGGAACAGAACGGAAUUAAAUCAGUUCCACCAGGAACAUUUACUCCAUAUAAAAAGCUGCGACGUAUAGAUCUCAGCAACAACCACAUUGCUGAGAUUGCACCUGAUGCGUUCCAGGGACUUCGAUCACUUAAUUCCCUGGUCCUGUAUGGAAACAAAAUCAACGAGCUUCCGAAGGGAGUGUUUGACGGUCUCUACGCUUUACAACUUCUGCUCUUGAAUGCUAAUAAAAUCAACUGCAUUCGAGCGGAUGCCUUUCAGGAUCUACAAAAUCUCAGCCUCCUCUCGCUCUACGACAACAAGAUCCAGACACUGGCCAAAGGGACCUUCACUUCACUCCGUGCCAUCCAGACUCUGCACUUAGCCCAAAACCCGUUCAUCUGUGACUGCCACCUCAAGUGGCUUGCCGACUACCUUCGCUCCAAUCCGAUUGAGACCAGCGGGGCUCGCUGUGCCAGUCCACGACGCUUGGCAAACAAGAGGAUCGGGCAGAUCAAAAGCAAGAAGUUCCGGUGCUCAGCAAAAGAACAGUAUUUCAUCCCAGGUACCGAAGAUCACCGUCUGGGGACCGAGUGCAAUGGAGACACAGUCUGCCCACCAAAGUGCCGCUGUGAGUCCAACGUGGUGGAUUGUUCAAAUCAGGAACUAACCAAGGUCCCAGAGUUUAUUCCACAGUCAACCAUGGAGCUGCGUUUGACCAACAACGAUAUUUCGCUUUUGGAAGCCACUGGUCUGUUCCGGAAGCUUCCACAGUUGAGAAAGAUAAACCUGAGCAACAAUAAGAUUACGGAAAUUGAGGAUGGAACGUUUGAAGGUGCUUCUUCUGUUAGUGAAUUACACCUUACAGCCAAUCAGCUCGAUUCCAUUAGAAGUGGGAUGUUUCGGGGUCUUGAUGGAUUACGAACUUUGAUGUUGAGGAAUAAUCGCAUCAACUGUGUCCACAACGACAGCUUCACAGGAUUGAGUGCCGUGCGCCUGCUCUCGCUCUAUGACAACCACAUCGCCACCAUCACACCAGCUGCCUUCGACACCCUCCACUCGCUCUCUACCCUCAAUCUCCUUGCAAACUCCUUCAACUGUAACUGCCAACUGGCCUGGCUGGGAGAGUGGUUGAGAAGGAGGAAAAUAGUCAGCGGAAACCCACGAUGCCAGAAGCCGGACUUCCUGAGAGAGAUCCCCCUACAGGAUGUGGCUUAUCAGGACUUCCGCUGUGAAGAAGGAUAUGAGGAGAGCAGCUGUGUCCCUCGCCCUCAGUGCCCUGCGGAAUGCACCUGCCUGGAGACUGUCGUCCGCUGUAGCAACAAACAUCUGAAAUCUCUACCGAGAGGCAUCCCAAAGAACGUGACUGAACUGUACCUGGACGGUAACCAGUUCAGUUCAGUUCCCACCGUACUCUACACCUUCAAACAUCUACAGCUGGUGGAUAUGAGUAACAACCGGAUCAGUUCCUUGACCAAUACAUCUUUCAUCAAUAUGAGCCAGCUGACAACACUGAUUCUCAGUUAUAAUUCCUUACGAUGCAUCCCUGCCUCUGCAUUCCAGGGUCUCCGCUCUCUCCGGCUCCUGUCACUACAUGGGAAUGACAUCUCCACUCUUCCCAAAGGAAUCUUUGGCGAUGUGGCUUCUCUAUCUCACCUUGCCAUUGGAGCCAACCCACUCUACUGUGACUGCAAUCUCCGCUGGCUUUCAGACUGGGUUAAAACUGGGUACAAAGAGCCUGGCAUUGCCCGCUGUGCUGGGCCAGGAGACAUGGAGGGCAAGCUCCUUUUGACAACUCCCGCCAAGAAGUUUGAGUGCCAGGGUCCAACAGAGCUGAGCAUCUUGGCAAAGUGUAGCCCUUGCCUGUCCAACCCCUGCAAGAACCAAGGAACUUGCCAGGAUGACCCCUUGGAUUAUUACAGAUGCAGCUGCCCGUAUGGCUACAAGGGCAGACACUGUGAAUCUCCAAUCAACGCCUGCAUCAGUAACCCUUGUGAGAACGGAGGGACGUGCCAUGUGAAAGAGAGUGACCACAGUCCAUUCUGGUGUACCUGCUCAGAGGGUUUCCUGGGGAACACCUGUGCCACCAAUAUUGAUGACUGUGCAGAGAAUGCCUGUAAAAAUGGUGCCACUUGUUUGGAUGGGAUCAGUAACUAUACCUGCCUCUGCCCUCCAUAUCACACAGGAGACCUGUGUGAGGAGGUGGUUGACCAGUGUACACCCGACUUAAACCCUUGCCAGCGGAACUCCAAGUGUGCGGUCACCACUGAGGGGCCCAAGUGUGAGUGCAACUCUGGGUUUGUCGGUGAUAACUGCAGCGUUGCCAUUGACAACUGUGAGGAUCACAAGUGUCAGGGAAACAGUGUCUGCAUAAAUGGAAUAGACAGCUAUACCUGCUUGUGCUCGGAAGGUUUCAGUGGCCAAUUCUGUGAGCUCCCCUCCCCGGCUCCUGCUCAGUGCCAAAUGCAGGAUUGCCUCAACGGUGGGCAGUGUGUGAAUAUUGGUGCCCGCGCCCUGUGCCAGUGCCUCCCCGGUUUCGGAGGAGCACGGUGCGACAAGCUGGUCAGCGUCAACUUUGUGGAUCGGGACUCCUAUCUCCAGUUCACCGAGCUCAAGAACUGGCCGCGCGCAAACAUCUCGCUGCAGGUCUCCACUGCGGAAGAUAAUGGGAUCCUCCUCUACAACGGGGACAAUGACCACAUAGCGGUUGAACUUUACCAGGGUCACGUGAGGGUCAGCUACGACCCAGGCAGUUACCCGAGCUCUGCCAUCUACAGCCUGGAGACGAUCAAUGAUGGACAGUUCCACACGGUAGAGAUUGUGACCUUGGACCAGAUGGUGAAUCUCUCCAUCGAUGGUGGGACACCCAAGAGCAUGGAGAGCUCUGUCAAGCAGUCUACACUCAACCGUGAGACACCACUUUACAUCGGAGGGAUGCCUGUCGAUGUGAAUUCCGCAGCAUUCCGCCUCUGGCAGAUCCAGAACGGGUCCAGCUUCCAUGGGUGCAUCCAAAACCUGUACAUCAACAACGAGCUCCAGGACUUCACCAAGACACAGAUGAAAGCUGGCGUGGUGCCAGGCUGUGAGCCCUGCCGGAAGAUCGUCUGCCUCCAUGGCAUCUGCCAGCCCCGCACAGACUCUGACCCCGUCUGUCACUGUGAGCCGGGCUGGAUGGGACCUCGUUGUGACCAGCCGCUCGGUGACCCUUGCCUGGGACACAAAUGUGUACAUGGUAGCUGCGUGGCGCUGGACCUAGUGACUUACCGCUGUGAGUGUGACGAGGGACACAAGGGAGCGCUCUGCAACCAGCAACAGGAACUGUUUAACCCCUGCAAGAGACUGCAAUGCGAGCACGGACAGUGUCAGAUCUCUGAGCUCGGAGAGGCCAAGUGUGAGUGUGAGAAUGGUUACACCGGAGAUCUCUGCAACCAAGAAGCGGAGUGUCGAGGGGUGCCCGUGCGAGAUUAUUACCAGCUGCAGAGAGGGUACACCAUCUGCCAGAGCACACGACGAGUCUCCUGGGUGGAGUGCCAGGGAUCGUGCCAGGGUCGGGGGUGCUGCAUCGAGCUGAGAGUGAAGCGACGGAAAUAUACCUUUGAGUGUAGCGAUGGCUCAUCCUUCACUGAGCAAGUGGAGAAAAGCACCAAGUGUGGCUGCACCCGGUGCCUGUAGCUCCGAAUGAUCCCUCACCCGAAACAGAGUAUAUUAUAUAUAUUAAAACAAAAAUACACACAAGUCAACAACAUCACAAAGCAGCAAGAUCGAUGAAGGAUGGUGACUUAUUUGUAUAAUAAGACUUGUUUAAAGCAACCACAAAAAUAAAAUGAAACAUUGU
Molecule: messenger RNA, 4741 nt
Organism: Carcharodon carcharias (great white shark)
Lineage: Eukaryota; Metazoa; Chordata; Chondrichthyes; Lamniformes; Lamnidae
Product: slit homolog 1 protein-like
Exons: 37
Coding region: 1-4578 (1525 amino acids)
Biological process (GO): axon guidance; negative chemotaxis
Molecular function (GO): heparin binding; calcium ion binding; Roundabout binding
Source: RefSeq, a predicted model, not a curated record